Vitrella brassicaformis is the source of this 523-nucleotide messenger RNA. NCBI's taxonomy places the organism in Eukaryota, Vitrellaceae. The record is from the annotation of a GenBank genome assembly.
GUUGCUUGUUCAGCGAGUGCAUCAUAAACCCAUCCAGUCAUAGCGGGCGUCGUCAACGCACCAAUGCUCACACACAUCCAUCCAUCCAUCAGGCUGUACAGGACACACAGACAAGACAGUCAAUGCUAAAUGAAUGAACCACCAAAGAGAGAGAGACCCAUCCCAUCCCAAAUGCUGACAUGUACACAGUGUCACCGUCAUCCUCUGAUCACCCUCCCGUCCCCUCGACAGCCCUUGCUUGCCUCCUCCUCUCGUCGGCCAUCCUUUUGACUUCACGCAGGGCCCUCUUCUGCGCCAUGACCUCCUCCGCCAGGUCGGGCUCGUCCAGAUCUGGCCGCAUGUAGAAGUGGACCACAAGACCGCCGGCGAUAAACGGAACCGUGCACGCGCCGAACAGCUUCACAAAGUCCCUCAUGGGCAUCCCAAACGGCAUCCUGCCUUUUUCUGCUGCUCUGCUCACAGCCUUCUGCACGACUUCUCGGUGAUGCGAUCGGCGACUUCUUCACAGAUCCAUGGAAUGCAG